AUGUCGAGCGAGGACAUCCUGGCCCGCUACGACCGCUACUACGCCGGCGCCACGGACUGGGGCGGCGCGCAGCCGGCGCACGACGACAACAACAACGCGGCGGCGACGGAGCGCUACUUCACGCUCAUCACGGACUUCUUCGAGUACGGCUGGGGCGACGCCUUCCACAUGGCGCCCCUGCGGCCGGACUGGUCCUUCAAGCGGUCCAUGGCCUACUGGGAGCAGAACUUCGUGCUCACGAUGGGCCUGAAGCGCGACAUGCGCGUCGCGGACCUGGGCAUGGGCAUCGGCGGCCCCAUGCGCCGCGUCGUCGAGUUCACGGGCGCGAACAUGACGGGCGUGACCAUCUGCGAGCACCAGAUCAAGCGCGCGCACGCGAUCACGGCGAAGCUGCCGCAGUACAUCCAGGACCGCACGGAAUACCUCCGCGGCGACUACAACGACCUGCCGGCGCAGAUGCUGCCGUCGACCUACGACGCGGCCUACUUCAUGGAGUCCCUGAGCCACUCCGAGGACCGCGCGUCGCCGCUCGCGCAGGCCGCGAAGAUCGUCAAGCCCGGCGGCAUCGUCGCCGGCUGGCAGUGGAUGCUCCGGCCCGAGUUCGACUACGACAACGAGCGCCACAUGGACCUGAAGCGCGGCAUGGAGUACGGCGGCGGGCUGCGCAACCUCAACAAGCCCGACGCGCGCAUCAAGGAGUACGAGCGCGCGGGCCUCGAGGUCCUCGAUUCCUACGACAUGGGCACGGACGCGAUCGAGCGGGGCCACCUCGGCUGGUGGGUGGCGCUCACGACGGGCAUCGACCUCCCGAGCCGCCUCACGUCGAGCCACUGGGGCCGCAAGCUCACGAUGGCCACCACCAAACUCCUCGAGAUCAUCGGCGUCGCGGAGCCGGGCACGCUCCGCACGGCGCUCAUGCUCGAGCACUGCGGCUUCUCCGCGGCGACGGCCGGCGAGCUCGGCAUCUUCACGCCGGCCUGGGUCACCAUCUCGCGCGUGCCCCUCGACAAGAACGACAAGGCCCACGCGAAGCGCAUCGCCGACCUCCAGUCGAACAUCGCGCUCACGCUCAAGGAGGGCUCCAAGUAG
Molecule: messenger RNA, 1089 nt
Organism: Aureococcus anophagefferens
Lineage: Eukaryota; Pelagophyceae; Pelagomonadales; Pelagomonadaceae
Exons: 1
Coding region: 1-1089 (362 amino acids)
Biological process (GO): sterol biosynthetic process
Cellular component (GO): endoplasmic reticulum
Molecular function (GO): sterol 24-C-methyltransferase activity
Source: RefSeq, a predicted model, not a curated record